CUGGCUGUCUGGGUAGAGUAUGAUCGUCAUUCUGUUUCCACUGUGAUUGUGAUGGAUUGCACAUUGAUAUGGACAGUUUAAUAUUAUUAACGUGGAGUUAUCCAUAACAAGAAAAGUGAAGCAUUUCAUCAUCAAUCGUCAUGCAGCAUCCAGCUCUUCCGAUCACCGAAAGCGGUUUAAUAUAUCCGAGUCCAAGCAGGUUUCACCCACGUUCAUUUAGUUGAUCAAGUUGAUGAUCAAAUCCAUAAUCCAGAUGAUUUAGAUGAUGGGUGCAUCUUGCUCCGUGUUUCGGCAUCAAAGACCUGGGAUGAUCUGCGAGACGCACCCUGUGGGAUGCCCUCGACUCUACUAUAUAAAUCCUCCAUCGACCACCUCUCUCUGAUCAAACAACUCAACCAUCAUGAUUCCCAAACACAUCCUUCUCGGCCUGCUGGGCUCUCCAGCCUUUGCCCUUCCCCAGGCCAGCCAUGCUCCAUCUCCUUCUGGUCCUCCCGUGGCCAACCAUCCCACGUCGCAGCCUCACACGCCGUACUCGGGCACUCCCACGACCACGGGUGCUAUCAGUGCGAGCUCUGUCGGAACUGGCAUUCCUGAUCUUGGCAUCGCACCAGGUGCCACGGACUAUCCGAGCAAUGGACAGUUGCAGAGUGCUGAGCCUGCCCCGUUUACUCCUGCCGGCGGAGUCGGAACCGACGGGACUGAACCAGUCUACAAUGCAAAGAGUGAUUUUGAUUUUGAAUCAUUGGCUCUCGGUGUGUACCAAGAAUACAUCGAGCUCGACCUCUUCCACGAUGGUCUCGCCCGGUUCUCGACCGAAGACUUUGAGAAAGCCGGUCUGAACGCCGAAGACCGCUAUCUCAUCCAGUUCAUGGCGGAGCAGGAAGUCGGCCAUGCUACCAUGUUGUCCAACAUCCUGGGUGCAGCUGCCCCGAAGCAAUGCACCUACAACUACCCAUACAAGACCGUCGGGGAGUUCCUCGACUUUUGUCAGAAGCUGACUCGCUUCGGUGAGUCUGGUGUGUAUGGAUUCCUCGGCCAUCUCGACUCUAGAGAGGCUGCUACUCUCCUCACGCAGUCUAUCACGACUGAAGCCCGUCAGCAAAUGAUCUUCCGCCAGUUUGAAGGAUUGUUCCCCAUGCCCGUCUGGUUUGAAGUUGGCAUUCCGCAGUCGUGGGCCUGGACUUUGCUUGCUCCGUAUAUCAGUUCGUGCCCUGCAGACCAGACUCGUCUAGUGUGGCAGAACUUCCCUGCUCUCUCCAUCCUCAACCAGCCAAACCCAAGCCGCGUCGAUGGAGAAUCAGCUGAGAAUGAGACCAUUGACUCUGGCAUGAACACUCUCCAGAGCGCAACUGGCGACGAUGCAUGCGUCAACAACCAUGAGGUCGGCAGCAGCUGCACCCCAGCCAUCACCCACAACCGCACCGUUCCUCUGUCCUAUCCCGGUCGAAAGAUUGAGCUUCAAUGGGAGACUCCCGGCAAAGCAGUGGGCCCCAACAACAGCUAUGUCACCUCGACAUCCGCCGGAAAGCCGCAGUACGUCGCCUGGGUGACGCAGUUGAAUGUGACCUACUCGCCAUUGGAAGUCACCAACGCCAGCCACGGCACUACGAUCCAGCCUGAUCUGGCUACGUAUGCUGGUGAUCCUGCUAUCAACGGAACCAUGUUCAUUGCUGUCACUGAUGACAACCCGUACCUGACUGCGUUCAACUUGAGUAACAUCAACCCCCAUGUUGUUGCUGGCCCUGCUUUGUACCAGGCUGGCUAAACCAUCCAUCCGAUGUCGUGUAUCAACUGCCAUGUACAAGUACAGUCAUGUAUAUAGCACAUGCUCAAUCCAUCCUGCUAUCUAUCUAUACAGUAUCCUCCCUCCUAGUCCCCCGAUAAAACUCCCUCUCCUCGUAAACCCUCACAUCAUCAUCUGCAUAAAUCCUCCCCUUCUUCUCCUCUUUAAUCCUCAACCUCCGAAUCCGGCAGACAUCCCACU
Molecule: messenger RNA, 1984 nt
Organism: Aspergillus wentii DTO 134E9
Lineage: Eukaryota; Fungi; Ascomycota; Eurotiomycetes; Eurotiales; Aspergillaceae
Product: ferritin-like domain-containing protein
Exons: 2
Coding region: 401-1765 (454 amino acids)
Source: RefSeq, a predicted model, not a curated record